Molecule: messenger RNA, 1050 nt
Organism: Folsomia candida
Lineage: Eukaryota; Metazoa; Arthropoda; Collembola; Entomobryomorpha; Isotomidae
Exons: 4
Coding region: 425-985 (186 amino acids)
Source: RefSeq, a predicted model, not a curated record
GAAAAUGCCAACCAAAAAUGGAUCGAUGAUAACCACCACCACUCGAUAACCACCACCACGACUCAUCUUUCCCGUAAGAAAAUGCCAACCAAAAAUGAAUUUGAUGAUAACCACAAAACCACCACCACCACUUAUCUUCAUCGUGAGAAAAUGCCAACCAAAAAUGGAUCGAUGAUAACCACCACCACCACCACUUAUCUUUCCCCUGAGAAAUAUGAAAAUGUGAAAGGUUGUCGUUUCCCUGGCGCCUAAAAGUUUGCUAUCAUAAUUUUUGCUUUCAAGUCAAAAUUUGAGAGAGAAAACAAAAUUGCAUAAAAUUCUAAAAAAUCUGGACCCGACCCGACCCGACACACUUUUCACGCACAAUUUUAAAUUUUCUGUAUAAAAAGUAACUUUAAUUAGUCCAAAUUAAUCAAAAUUUAAAAUGUAUUGCUGUCCCUGCCCUGAACCUGGUUAUAUCGCGCAGCCACACCACAUUCCUGGAUACGCCGGACAUAUGCCAACUCUUCGACAACGGAAUGGGAAAUCUUUUGGCAACGCGUCCCGUGAGAUUAUUGAGGACCCCUGCGUUUCUCAGGCCCCCAUCCCCAUCUUGGCCCCACCGAUGGUAAAAUGUCCCCCGAAAAAUGACUGUUGGCGAAAUCCCGUCGGUUGUGAAGAUAUUGGAUGCUGCGACCCCGCAUUUUGUCCCCAACCGCCGCCCCGUGACCGGAAGAAGGCCUGCCAACCGGAUAACGUUCCACAAUGUCUGCAGCAAUGCGGUGAUCCAAGAGCGCAUCAUCUCAACAGAGGCCCCUACGCGUGCCCUUGCCGACCAGAACCGGAUUCGAAUAUUUAUCGCUGCUGUGAACCCAUGUCGGCGACCUAUGCGGGAUACGUUCCCGGCUUCACGUUCCACAGUACCGGGCGGACCAACGAGGUCGCCACUUUCGGGACGAAGCAGUACAUGAACAAUUGCUUUUACAUGAACACUUUUAUCCGAUAAGAUAAGAAGAUAAGCAAAUCAGUGUGAAUCAAAAUUACCCCUGUGAAACUAAAAUUUUAGGAAAA